Molecule: messenger RNA, 1664 nt
Organism: Priapulus caudatus
Lineage: Eukaryota; Metazoa; Priapulida; Priapulimorpha; Priapulimorphida; Priapulidae
Product: serine/threonine-protein phosphatase 2A activator-like
Exons: 10
Coding region: 235-1119 (294 amino acids)
Biological process (GO): mitotic spindle organization
Cellular component (GO): nucleus; protein phosphatase type 2A complex; cytoplasm
Molecular function (GO): protein tyrosine phosphatase activator activity; peptidyl-prolyl cis-trans isomerase activity
Source: RefSeq, a predicted model, not a curated record
GUUAUGUUUUUAACAGAGAUGCCCGCGUAAAAUUAAUUAAUUGACAAGUUAAAGAACCACACCACACUAGUUUAGAGAUGCUUGCUUACAUUAUGCAGUGCUAAUUUUGCACUAAAAAUAUGGUUCCUUCAUCCAUGGUCGCUAACCUGCCACUGACAGUGACAGUACAGUGUACUCGAGCCGCUGUCUCCAGACCAUGAAUAUGUUAGACCAGCGAAAGCAGUUCGUUCUGUCAUGGACAUGGACAGGUGGCAGCACUCUCAGGCCUAUUCAGAUCUGAUGGGCUUUCUGGUAGCCAUGAACGAAAAAGUGAAAGGCGCGAAGCUGGGAGAUGAUUGCCAUGUAUCGCCCGUUACCGAAGGAUUAUUAAAAGUGUUGGAAAAGAUGGAUCAGUGGAUUGAUGAGACGCCACCUAUUGAUCAACCACAGAGGUUUGGUAACAAAGCCUUUAGAAUAUGGUUCGCCAAGUUACAAGAGAAUAUUGAGGAAGAGCUGAGAAAUGCUUUGCCUGCAAACUUCCACAGGGCUGUUGCUGAGGUUAGCACUUAUCUUGUUGAGUCUGUCGGAAACUCAACGAGGAUUGACUACGGAACCGGUCAUGAGGCUGCCUUUAUCAUGUUUCUCGUAUGCCUUUACAAAAUCGGUGUGUUGGAGGAAGGCGACUCGAAAGCGACAGUGCUCAAGAUUUUCGUGAGGUAUUUGGAUCUUGUACGAAAGCUGCAGGUGACAUAUAGGAUGGAGCCGGCAGGCAGCCAUGGAGUUUGGAGCCUCGACGACUUCCAGUUUGUGCCCUUUAUCUGGGGCAGUGCUCAGCUCGUCGGCCAUCCAUCGAUACUGCCGUAUCACUUCACAGAACCAAAGCAAGUUGAUGAGACGAGCAAAGAUUACAUGUUAAUGGGAUGCAUUCAGUACAUCAACAAGGUGAAAACCGGAUUGUUUGCAGAGCAUUCUAACCAGCUGUAUCACAUAAGUGGGGUGGCUUCCUGGUCUAAGGUCAACUCUGGCUUUUUUAAGAUGUACAAAGUAGAGGUGCUCAGCAAAUUCCCUGUCAUUCAGCACGUUCUUUUUGGAUCACUGAUUACCAUCGACAAAGCAACCACGCCACCCCCCAGGAUAUGAACAACACGGUAAACACCAUAUUAGUCUCAGGAUAUGAACAACAAGACACACACGACCCCUCACCUUCAGGAUAUGAACAACAAGACACACACGAUCCCUCACCUUCAGGAUAUAAACAACAAGACACACACGACCCCUCACCUUCAGGAUAUGAACAACAAAGCAAACAUCACCCUCCCUGCCAAAAUAUGAUGAACAAGAUAAUAUACACAGCUGUGGCUGUGUGCUAUGUGUGGAUCAUCAAUGUGCUGCCCAGUGUAUGACAAUUAGUAGAUAAAUAGAUAUGUAGGCCUCAAAACGUUUGCGUAAAGUCUGUGCUAUCUAACGUAGGCCUACUUUGCUCAGUGAUAGUGGCGAUGCAAGGCAAGAGGUAAUUUCUUCUUAAUAUAGGUAUUGAGAGGGCAGUUUUAAUUGAUACCAUGUGCCUUCUAUCGUCAGCCUUCUGUCAGUUACAGAGAGUCUAUUUGAUGUUUGCCAUGACAGGAACAUUGUUGUAAAUAAUAUUAAUAAAUGUACAGCUGAGGAGAGCUGCGUAGAACUGCAUA